Hydra vulgaris (swiftwater hydra) is the source of this 1933-nucleotide messenger RNA. Its product is annotated as cystathionine beta-synthase-like protein. The record is from RefSeq and is a predicted model, not a curated record. Gene Ontology annotation, molecular function: cystathionine beta-synthase activity. NCBI's taxonomy places the organism in Eukaryota, Metazoa, Cnidaria, Hydrozoa, Anthoathecata, Hydridae. Gene Ontology annotation, cellular component: cytoplasm.
CCUUAAGUCACAUUGUAGACUCGCGGCAGUUCUUGUUAUGCCAAGCAUAUCAUAUUUUUUAUUGACAAUAAUAUUGUAUAUCGAUAAAUUUAUUUAAUAUGUUAGAGAAUCAAAAGCGAACAAAAAGUAUGAGUGGGGAAGAUUUUCAGAAGCAUUGGGUGAGACCAGAUCUUCCAUCAAAAUGCACAUGGCAUCUUGGAGCUGAUAUAAAAAGUUCUCCUCAUUAUCAUAUGCCAUUUAAUCUGGAAGAAGAGAAAAUAUUACCGAACAUUCUUCACAAAAUUGGAAAAUCUCCUCUUGUUCGCUUAAAUAAAAUACCAAACGAAAAUGGCAUUAAAUGUGAAAUGCUUGCAAAAUGUGAGUUUUUCAACGCAGGAGGAUCUCUUAAGGAUCGUAUUGGAUAUAGAAUGGUUCUUGAUGCAGAACGAGAAGGAAAAAUUAAGCCAGGCGAUACCCUAAUUGAACCAACAUCUGGAAAUACUGGCAUUGGAAUUGCAUUGGCUGCAGCUGUAAAAGGUUAUAAGUGUAUAAUAGUGAUGCCAGAAAAAAUGAGUUCUGAAAAGGUAAAUACUUUACGAGCUCUUGGAGCAGAAAUUGUAAGAACUCCAACAGCGGCAAGCUUUGAUUCUCCAGAAUCUCAUAUUGGUGUUGCUCAACGCCUGAAUAAUGAGAUAAAAGAUUCUUAUAUUCUUGACCAGUAUCGUAACCCAGGCAAUCCUCUGGCACAUUAUGACUUGACAGCUGAAGAAAUUUUGCAUCAAUGUGAUGGAAAACUUGAUAUGAUAGUAAUUUCUGCUGGAACAGGUGGUACUCUAACUGGGUUGUCAAGAAAACUAAAAGAAAAAUGUCCAGACAUAAAAGUGAUUGGUGUAGAUCCCUAUGGAUCAAUUUUGGCUGAACCUGGUGAUCUCAAUGUGACUGAUACAACAUUUUAUGAGGUUGAAGGCAUUGGUUAUGAUUUUAUACCAACUGUGUUAGAUAGAAGUCUUGUUGAUAAAUGGAUUAAAACAAAUGAUAAAGAUUCUUUAAAAAUGGCCAGAGCUCUUAUAAGAAAAGAGGGUUUACUUUGUGGUGGUUCCUCUGGGGCAGUUGUUUGGGCAGCGUGCCAAACUGCAAUAAAUCUUGGUGAAAAUCAGCGUUGCGUGGUCAUACUUCCAGAUAGUGUUAGGAAUUAUAUGACAAAGUUCUUAGAAGAUUCUUGGAUGAUCGAGCGCGACUUUAUAGAAUCAGACAGUGGAGAAAAUGAAAAAGUUUGGUGGUGGAAUGAAAAAGUUAAUCGUUUGAGUUUGAAAACUCCUUUUACUAUUAUGCCCACCAUGACUUGUCAAGCAGCAAUUGAGAUCAUGAAUACAGAAACUUAUGAUCAGUUACCAGUAGUUGAUGAAGCUGGAAGUAUUCAAGGAAUGGUUACCCUUGGCAACAUAAUGGGAAAAAUGGUUUCUGGCAAAAUAACUCCAAAAUCACCAGUCACUCAUGCUAUUUAUGAUAAGUUUAAAAAGGUAUCUUUACAUACAUCACUUGGAGAACUUUCUAGAAUACUCGAUCAUGAAUAUUUUGCUUUGGUCGUUCACUCUCAAUACCAAUAUUCUGAUACGAAUAAAUCUACAAAAAAAGAGAUAAUAUUUGGAAUUGUCACCCGUCUUGAUUUGCUUAAUUUUAUAACCAACUCUCCUGAAUCUCUUUCAUUACAGCAGUAAUUUUAAUUUAAAUCUUUGAAUGGAAUUUAAUCUUUAAACUUAAGUAAUAAAAAUACCAACAAUCGAAAUCUCAAGUUGGCGCCUUUUUGACGUAAAAUGUGCUGCAGGAUUGAGUUUCUGUACAAAUUUAUUUGGUGUACGCGCUUUUUAUCUUGUAUUAACCAUUCAACAGAAAUAUUUUUGUAUUUAUAACUUUUGAUUACUUUAUGAAGAGCAAAUUAAAUUUAAUAAGUUUG